AUGGAAGAGCAGCGCUCCAACAAGAAACGACGACACAAUGACGACGAAGCCGCCAAAGAGCAGGGCAAAAGAACAAAAUUUGACAACAAGGAUGACCUUGACCGAUACACCAUAGGGUGGGUUUGUGCGCUUCCAAAAGAGCAGACGGCAGCGAGAGCGAUUCUGGAUGAAGAAUUCCGGGAUGUUCAUAUUCGCAAGGCGACCAACGACACCAACACGUACAUCCUAGGCUCAGUUGGCAGCCAUAACAUCGUCAUAGCAUGCCUUCCAAAAGGUCAGCUAGGCAUUGUUAGAGCCUCAAAGGUUGCAACAAGCAUGACUUCCACGUUUCGGAACAUUAAGUUCGUCCUGAUGGUUGGCAUUGGAGGUGGCGUUCCGUCUGAACGAAACGAUGUCAGACUCGGCGAUGUUGUUGUCAGUACCCCGACAGGACAGUAUCCCGGCGUCGUCCAGUGGGACUUCGGGAAGACGAAUGACGGAAAAUUCGAAAGGACUGGCUCACUAAACAAGCCACCAACGUUUCUCCUCACUGCCAUCUCUAAGAUGGAAAGCAACCAUGAGAUGGAGGGAUCAAAGAUUCAAGAAAACCUCGACACGAUGUUCAAUAAAUGGCCAAGGUUGAAAGCAAAAUACGCGAGAUCCGAUAAGCUCAAGGACUUUUUGUUUUCUGCGAACUACAACCAUAUUGAUCACCCGAACCCCAGACUGACCAUAGGUGCCGGGGAAAACCAGGAGUCGCUACAGAGUGGCGUUGACUGUUUGUACUGUGACCCCUCGAAAGCAAGGAAAAGAGAGAUCGCAGGAUCCGUCGUCCACUACGGUCUUAUUGCCUCUGGAAACCAAGUAAUCAAGGAUGCUACAUACCGGGAUCAGAUCAACAAGAACCUCAACGGUAACGCUCUAUGUAUAGAAAUGGAAGCGGCUGGUCUGAUAGACGAUUUCCCAUGCCUUGUUAUCCGCGGCAUUUCCGAUUACGCAGACUCUCACAAAAACAACAUGUGGCAGGAGCACGCCGCUGCUGUUGCCGCUGCAUUAACGAAGGAGCUACUGGAGAACGUGCAACCAGUGGAAGUUGAAAGUGAGAGAACGGUGCUGGAAAAGAUUGCUCGGAGUUUGCAAGAGAACUUGGCAGACAUCCACUACGUUGGCUUCCAAAAGUGA
Messenger RNA from Colletotrichum siamense, 1161 nucleotides. RefSeq lists its product as uncharacterized. Gene Ontology annotation, molecular function: catalytic activity. Gene Ontology annotation, biological process: nucleoside metabolic process. The coding region runs from base 1 to 1161 and encodes 386 amino acids. Lineage: Eukaryota; Fungi; Ascomycota; Sordariomycetes; Glomerellales; Glomerellaceae. The transcript has 2 exons. The record is from RefSeq and is a predicted model, not a curated record.